ACAAGCUUUAGUUUUCUCAACUAUUGCCAAAUGCACUUGUCCCCUUAGUUUCACUUGGCAGUUGAUAGCAAGCUCCGUGAGCUCCAUGAAGUUAAUUAAUCGCCAUGAAAACUAUUCUUAAGUUAUACCUUAGUUUUACCGUAAUCUUAGUUCUUUACACAGCAUACAACGUUUACAUGCUACAGCGUUAUUACUUUUCAUUAGGCCGAACAAGCUUGAUUGACGAAUGGCCAGAGGAUGAACUGGACUUGACGGACAACAUUUCGCCUUUUGAGGACACUGCUUUAAUUAAGCCCCAGGGUUUUUGUGGAGAGAAAACCUUUCUGCUAAUUAUUGUGGAGUCAAGUGUUAGUCACUAUCUAGCCCGACAGAAUAUACGGGCGACCUGGGGGAACUCAUCACGCUUCAACUAUCCAGAGUUCCGAAAGCUCCAUGGCCACCUGAAAGGAUCCUACUAUCCUCCACUCAAGAGUAGGCUACAUCUCUAUUCGAAAUACCUGUCUGGAAAAGAUGAGAGCCUCCGGGCUGCUGUGAGGGUGGUGUUUAUGAUCGGUCGAAAAAUGGAUAACGAAUCAUCGAGGCAACUUCGUGAAGAAGCGCAUCAGGACAAUGACAUCAUUCAGGAGGACUUCAUCGAUAGUUACAAAAAUCUAACGCUGAAAACUGUGUUGGCCCUGAAGCAUGUGACCAGCCGUUGCUCCAAAACCACCGCUUACGUGUUGAAGACGGAUGACGAUGCCUUCAUAAAUGUUCCCAAUCUUUUGCACAUUUUAUUGGGUGGCACAAUGCCGAGUCGGAAGAACCCACCUCGUCAAUUCCGACUAACAGCCACCAAGAAUGUGCUGUUGGGAAAGAAACUAAGCCGGGCCAAACCCAUCGUGAAUGUGGCCAACAAGUGGUACAUGCCCCACUACAUGUAUCCGAACGAAACCUAUCCAGCCUUCCUAGUCGGCGGAGGUUACCUGAUGUCCAUUGACGUGACCCAACGCUUGUAUGAAGCUGCCUGGUACACGACAGUAGUCCAUCUGGAGGAUGUAUUCAUCACAGGGCUUUGUGCCCGGAAUGCUAGAGUGGAGCGCAUGCAUAGCUCCCUCUUUUUCGUGUUUAAGUCAAAGGAGCUGUGUAAUUAUAAGGAUAGUAUAAUUAGGGUGAAACCAAAGGGUAUGAGUUUGCUCAGAGUGUUUGACUUCGUUACAAACUACAGUGUCAAGUGUCCACUGUCUCUCAAUGAUGUUACGCCAUCAUUGUCUUAAGAUAUCUGUCCUCACAACAUCUGUUAAUGUU
This is a messenger RNA of Drosophila serrata, 1284 nucleotides long. RefSeq names its product beta-1,3-galactosyltransferase 1-like. The record is from RefSeq and is a predicted model, not a curated record. Lineage: Eukaryota; Metazoa; Arthropoda; Insecta; Diptera; Drosophilidae.